AUGUCACGUUACGUCAAAGCCAGGUGGUCCUUCCCACCCCAAGCGCUCGUCUCCUCCUGUCGGGACGCCAGGCUGGACUACGUCUCCCAGAAGCCCCUGCGGCGUGGGCGCAAUCAAGGAGGGAGACUUGAAGGUGUGGCUACACCUGCCCGAGGCCACCACUUAGGUGGAGUCCAGCCGAGACCUGGAGCAGCAUGUUUCUUUCCUAGCUCUGAGACUCCUGAGGCCACAUCUGCCCUUUGUCCCGACCCCCUGGAGCCCUGCUUUCCUGGAAAUACGAAUGAGCUGCGAGGUCUCGCCCUGAACCCAGUGACCGAGGAGGCCGUAUUCUUCGACACAAGGCCAACCCUGUGGGCAGAGGCCGAAUCGCUGCUGGAACCCUGGGCCAACGUGACGCUGACAUGCCAGAGCCCCCUGUGGACCCUGGAGUUCCAGCUCCUCAAGGAUGGGGAGGCCCAGGAACUGGUGCACCUGGGUUCACCUGCCACCGAGUACAGGUUCCCGCUGGGAGCAGUGACCGGUGACACCCGGGGCCUCUACCGCUGCCGCUACAGCAUGGACAGUGGGAGGACCAGCCUGAGCAACCUCGUGGAGGUGACUGGAGCAGAGCCCCUGCCCCCACCCUUGCUCUCAACCAAGCCCGUGCCCUGGAUCACACCGGGCCUGAACACGACGCUGCUGUGCCUCGGGGGACUUCGCGGUGUGACCUUCCUGCUGAGGCGGGAAGGCGACGACCAGUUUCUGGAGGUGGCUGAGGCCCCAAAGGACACGCAGGCCACCUUCCCAGUCCACCGGGCUGGCAACUACAGCUGCAGCUACCGGACCCACGCAUCAGGCGCCCCCUCGGAGCCCAGUGCCACUGUGACCAUAGAGGAGCUGGCCACGCCGCCGCCACCCACGCUGACUCUGAAUAGCGGGUUCGCCGGGCUCCUGCGCCCCGGCUCGCGCGCGACUCUCGCCUGCGUGGCGCCCCUGAGCGGGGUGAACUUCCAGCUGCGGCGGGGCGAGGAGGUGCUGCAGGUACCCAUGGGCAGUACCAGCCCAGACCGCAUCUUCUUCCAGCUGAACACGCUGGCCCCGGGAGACGGCGGUGUCUACACGUGCCGCUACCGGCUGCGAGACGAGCUAGCGCCCUGGUCCUUGGACAGCGCGCCCGCCGAGCUGGUGCUGAGCGACGGGACGCUCCCGGCGCCGGAGCUGUCGGCCGAGCCCGCGACUCUGAGUCCCGAGCCGGGGACGCUGGUGCAGCUGCGGUGCCGGGCCCCCCGCGCCGGCGUGCGCUUCGCCCUGGUGCGCGAGGGCGCGGGCCAGCGCCGGGUGCACGGUCUCUUGAGCCCCGCGGGGACGGAGGCCCACUUUGAGCUGCGCGACGUCUCGGCGGUCGACUCGGCCAACUACAGCUGCGUCUACACGGACACUGCGCCGCCCUUGGCGGGCUCCGCGCCCAGCGCGCCCGUGGAGCUGCGCGUGGACGGACCCCUGCCCAGGCCGCGGCUCCGGCCCCUGUGGACGGGGGCCGUGACUCCGGGCCGCGACGCUGUCCUACGCUGCGAGGGCCACGUGCCCGACGUCUCCUUCCUGCUGCUACGGUCCGGCGAAGAGGAGCCCUCGGCGGUGGUCUGGGCCACCCACCCCUCCGCGGACCUCGUGCUGACCUACGUGGGGCCCCAACACGCCGGCAACUACAGCUGCAGCUACCGCUCCAACUGGGCCCACUCCCUGCUGUCCCAGCUCAGCGACCCGGUGGAGCUCCAAGUGGCAGGUGGAGCUCGGUUCCGUGGGCGCGUCGAGGCUCCCGGCCUUUGCCCGGAUUGUACCCUCCUACAGGAGUGCCCUUUCUCGCACCUCCUCCCAGCACUAACACUGGCCUAG
Eubalaena glacialis (North Atlantic right whale) is the source of this 1872-nucleotide messenger RNA. Its product is annotated as alpha-1B-glycoprotein-like. Gene Ontology annotation, cellular component: plasma membrane. Lineage: Eukaryota; Metazoa; Chordata; Mammalia; Artiodactyla; Balaenidae. The record is from RefSeq and is a predicted model, not a curated record.